This is a messenger RNA of Fonsecaea multimorphosa CBS 102226, 183 nucleotides long. RefSeq lists its product as uncharacterized. NCBI's taxonomy places the organism in Eukaryota, Fungi, Ascomycota, Eurotiomycetes, Chaetothyriales, Herpotrichiellaceae. The coding region runs from base 1 to 183 and encodes 60 amino acids. The record is from RefSeq and is a predicted model, not a curated record. The transcript has a single exon. Gene Ontology annotation, cellular component: mitochondrion.
AUGCUCAUUGGAUGGACGCUGGAAGUUCGACGAGGACAUAUGCUAACCGGUGGUUCUACACCUUUCCUUGGUGGCCAACAGACCGAGCGACAUAGCUACGAGAAAUGCCAAUACGAGGAGUUUAAGAAGCGGGUUGCGAAGAUGGACGAAAUCCGGGCGGCCAAGGCUGCGGCGGAGAAAUAG